AUUGGAAAAUGGAAAGUGACACGAGACGGAAACAAUCUUUGUUAUUGAGAGAACAUUUUUCAAAUCACAAUAAAAACCAAGUAAACGUUUAAAGUUUAUUUGAAAUGUGUACUACUAAAAACGGAAUUGAAUAAUCUUCAUUAGCUUUUGUCUAGGAAGGGUGAACAAUGGAGUCUCAUCCCCUUAAUUUGGCACAUCAACAACAUCGUCGUGCUGAAGCUCAUCUAAUAAACAAUCGAUAUGAUGAAGCGAUGCAGUGCCAUCACAAUGCUGCUGAAUUGUUGCUUGACGCUAUGAAAUCUACGACGUCUUCAGUAGCAUUGGAGUCCAUAACACUUCAACACAGCUAUCACCUCAAACAAAAAGACCUUAUUAAAAUCAAGAAAGAUCAAUACGCGCGCGUCAAAAAGGCGAUGGACACUAUCAAAUGCCUUGGCAAGGAUCCAUUCUCAAAUCUUCAGGGUCAUGAGUAUGCAAAGCUGCAAGUUGCAAUUUUCAGAGCUAUAAAUGAAACAGACUCUCUAUUACACUUUUUAUCUAAUGCAAAUGAUAGCCCUGUAGAACAAAGGCUAAUAAGAGACAAAAUACUCCCUACUGGGGAUGUUACAGAUGGUUUUAAGACAGAGAAGACACAUGAAACAGUCAUAGAAGAAUUACGAAUACUGAGUCAAAAUCUGCAUUCUCUAGUCGAACAAUUAGUACUGCAAGUGGAAGUCCUAAAAGAUGAGAAUGUCACAUUAAAAGAGAGGGUGAAUUAUUUAGAAAAAGAGAGAGUGAGGUACCUGAACCUCCCUUCAAGUGACUUUCAUCAAAACUUCUCCACCUUAAGCAUGGGGACUGAGAGUUUGCCGAUGGAAUCAGCACAGAGAGUGCCUGUUAUACCUGUACCAACCACAUCAGCAGGCCCAGUUGACCCUACCUUUGACUUAACAGCUUUGCGAAAUUAGCACUUAAAACAAAUAUUCAUUGACAUAGGGAAUGUGAUUGACAACAUGGAGGAAAGUUAAUUUUAGCCAGUUGCUAGCUAAUUGCAUGGUAAUUGAACCCUGGUUACUAGUCUACUGGAUCCCAAGAAAAAUUGUGCAGCCACUAAGUUUUAUGAAAGCAUCUGUCCUGCCCUAGAGAAUAUGAAAAUAUAUUGGGUGACUGUCAAUAAUAAAAUUAGAAAAUUGUUUUGUGUUCAUUGAUAGUUUUAUUGGUGAAAUUAUUUAUAGAAAUAAAACUCCAGUUUCUUAUA
Leguminivora glycinivorella is the source of this 1237-nucleotide messenger RNA. Its product is annotated as protein D2-like. The coding region runs from base 168 to 947 and encodes 259 amino acids. NCBI's taxonomy places the organism in Eukaryota, Metazoa, Arthropoda, Insecta, Lepidoptera, Tortricidae. The record is from RefSeq and is a predicted model, not a curated record. The transcript has 2 exons. Gene Ontology annotation, biological process: autophagy.